Messenger RNA from Neolamprologus brichardi, 1210 nucleotides. RefSeq names its product NADH:ubiquinone oxidoreductase complex assembly factor 4 (gene ndufaf4). Gene Ontology annotation, biological process: mitochondrial respiratory chain complex I assembly. Gene Ontology annotation, cellular component: mitochondrion. NCBI's taxonomy places the organism in Eukaryota, Metazoa, Chordata, Actinopteri, Cichliformes, Cichlidae. The record is from RefSeq and is a predicted model, not a curated record.
UCGCCGUCGGCAGUUUGAAUCAACUUUAUUCAUAGCGGGCUUUGACAAUUUGUUAAACAUGGGUGCACGGGUUACGCGUGUGUUCAGGAAUUACAACUUGGAAAACCGAGUGCACCGAGAACUUUCCAAGGACAAGCCGCGAGCGGCGCCCCGGCACUCGGUCAAUCUUCCACCGACAGCCUCCAGCUCGCAGGAAGUGGAUUCGUUGAACCAGAAGAACGCGCCGCUGCUGGACCACCUCAGGUCCGUGUACGUGGAGUCCAGAGAUCCAGCACCGGCUGCAGCAGAGGUAUCGAAGGACGUGAUGGCGGGGAGAGAACAGCGACGACUUCUUAAGUUCAGUGUCCCAGCAUCUCCGUUGGGCCUGGUGGAGCUCACAGAUGUUCCCAUUGGUAAACUGACCAUUGCUGAGGCUCUGAAGGCUAUGGGCAGCCACCAGCACCAGCCUCAGACGUGGAGUCCCGAAAAGAUCGCACAAGAGUAUUCUCUGGACUUGAAAGAAACAAAAGCUCUUUUAGAUUUCUUUGUCCCCUUCAAGGUUGAGAUCAUACCACCCAAGACUAAAAAAGCCAAGCAGAUAAAGGCUUCGUAGGACUAGAGUCUCUGACAUCUCUGUGGAAAAGUACAGCGUAUUUAAUUUAUUUAUGCUUUUCAGUGUUUGUCACUGCAAGAAUGAGCUGAUUGAAAGCUUGGACAUUACAUAUUGCUGACAUGGAGAUGAGAUCAUAGGAAAUUUCAUGGGACAUACUGCAAGAUACAAAACACCCCUACAAUAAACAUGAGAAUAAUUCUAGAUAUUUACUCUUCUUUGCAAUCCUAUUGGUUAGUUAUCUGAUGAAAAUAAAACAAUCUAAAACUGGGUGAUGUCAUUAUGCAGGUGGAUACAUCAAACGGAGUCAUUCAUUAGUUUGGAAAGUACAUUUACUAGAUUUUCUUCAUAGAGUGACAUUCAGAUGGACAGGCUCAUAUUUGAGUUACAUGAGAGUCAGGAUGUGAUUAGCCUAGUUUAGCAUAAAGACAGUAAGCAAAUAGAAAAGGCUAGCACAGUUAGCACUGGGAUUCCCAUAACUUGCAUAACUAUAAGUCCCCUGGGCAUCUCAGUCAGGAAACCUGAUCCAAAGAUACAAUUAACAGGAGGAACUUCUCUAAUUAGCUACACUAGCAUCACUUCCUGUGACCUGGGGGGUGCACCAAAAACCCAGCUUGAUGU